This is a messenger RNA of Apis cerana (Asiatic honeybee), 2708 nucleotides long. It is a transcript of the gene l(2)gd1, whose product is annotated as lethal (2) giant discs 1. Gene Ontology annotation, molecular function: DNA-binding transcription repressor activity, RNA polymerase II-specific. The record is from RefSeq and is a predicted model, not a curated record. NCBI's taxonomy places the organism in Eukaryota, Metazoa, Arthropoda, Insecta, Hymenoptera, Apidae.
UAUAGAACAUUGUUUUGUUACAAUAUCUUAUACCUAAUGUAUUUUGAUUAUUCUUGGUAUUUUAUUAAUUGAUUUAUGAUAAUAAGUAUAUUUCAUAGAACAAUAUGUUUGGAAAAAGAGAAAACUUAAAACGACAAACGCGACCUGCUGAUAAUCUAGCGCAGUAUGGAAUCUUCAAUAUGUCAGAAAAUUUGGAUGAUAUAGAAAAUAAUUUUAUGGAUAAUGACGAUGAUGAUAAUGAUGAUUUGGAAGCUGAAUUAGCAGCUUUAACAGCUGAUGAUGACAAUAUUGAAAAAUUUAGACAUGAUGCAUCUCGUAAACUACUUCCUAAAAAAAAAAAUUUAAAUAUAAUAGUAGCUGAAGAUAUGAAAGAUAUAAAUUUUGAGGAAGAAUUAUCUGAUGGAGAAAAUGAUCCAGAAUUACUGAGUGAACUUAAGAUGAUUACAAGUGAGGAGGAAUCUUCUGAAAGUAUGUUUCCAGAAAAAAAAGAGAAUUCAGUAAUUGAAAAUAUAAAACAAUCAGAAACGCAAAAUGAUAAUAUAUCUAUGGAAAACAUAAUUAAAUUAUUACAAGAAAGAUUACAGCUUUAUCAAAUUGCUGAAAAAAAAGCAAAGCAAGAAAAUGAAUUAAGUCGAGCAAGAAGAUUUAAUAGAGGCAUUAAAACACUUAAAGAAUUAUUGAAUAAUGUUCAAGUUGGGAAACCUAUUAAUGAAAGUGAUAUACCACCACAAUUACCAUCACAUGCUAUAGAUGAAACUAAUGCAAAUAUAUUAGAAACUAAUAAAACAGAAUCUACAGAAGAAAAUAUUGCUACAAGUAUGGCUGAUACUAUUUUAUCUGAAAAAAUAGAUAUUGUUGAAAAACCUACUUCUACAAAAAAUAUAGAUGAAAAAGCUUUAAAAUUAUUAAAAGAUAGACAACAAGAAUAUAAAAUAGCUGCAAUAGCAUGGAAAAGAGCUGGUAACAUGAAAGAGGCACUUCAAUUGUUAAAUAUAGCAAAACAUUUUGAUAUAGUUAUUUCAGCAGUAAAUGAAGGAGAAACAGUAGAUUUAUCAGAUAUGCCACUCUCUCCAAACAUUCCUGAUUCAACUACUAUCAUAUCAUCAAAUGAAAAAUCAGAAAAAACAGAAAAUGAAAGACAAGGAAAAUCUUCCACAGAUAUAACUUCAGCAGAAGUGAAAUCAUCAAGUCCAGAAAAUUUAGAAGCUGCCUUAAUAGAACGUCUUGAAGCAUGUAAAAAAAUGAAAGCAACUGCAGAAACCGAAGGAAAUUCUCAUAAAGCUCGCAGAUAUGGCCGUAUUUGUAAACAGUUUGAAGAUGCUAUUAAAUUAUAUGUUCGUGGAAAACCCAUUCCCCUUGAUGAGUUGCCUACUCUACCUGGUUUUGAACCCCUUACAAUUGCUACACAAUCUGUUCUUGAUCCAGAAAUAGAAAAAAAUAAUAAACCAUCAGAACCAAAACUACCAACUAGUUCAGAAUCUGAAUCAUUUGAAAAUAAAAUUUCUUCAGAUCCAAAAACUCCUAUUUCUCCUUCAAGAGUACAAAUAGGAAAGAAACAAGUUCAAAAGACAUCACACGCAGAGAAACAGCUAGCAUUAUUACAACAACGUCAACAUGAAUUAAAACAAGCUGCUCUUAAUGCAAAAAAAGAUGGAGAUAUAGAAUUAGCUCGUACUUAUUUAAGACAAGCAAAAGGAAUAGAUCCAUUGAUUGAAGCUAGUAAAGGUGGCUUACCUGUUGAUAUGAAUUCCAUACCAUUAUCUCCACAAGCAAAAAAGGAACUUAAUGCAGAUAGUAUAAUAGGUUUAUUGAAUGAUAGUUUCACAAUAAUUAAUACUGAAGAUUGUUUAGAAGAAACAACUGGAACAGAUGAACAAAUUUAUGAAAAUCUUGAAUCACAAUUAACAAAACAAAUUAAGUGGUGUUUAUGCACAAGAGAUCACUGUAAAGCAUUAGGAGAUGUAUCUGGAUAUAAUAAAUGGGAACGACUUGCAUUGAAUUACAAACGAGAUUUUGACAUGCUGAUAGUUCGAAAACGUGAUGCACUGCCACCACCACAACAUCAUUAUGAGAUAAAAACUCAUACAAUAGUUCAAAGUUGUACUGAUUUAAAUGAUAGUGACAUAGAAAUUUCAAUAAUUAGAGGAGUAAAUUAUUCGAAAGAUGCAGAUACUUAUGUUUUAUUGGAAUUUCCUUAUCCUUCAGAUAAUCCUCAAUCAGAUAGAACAACUACUAUUAAAGGAACAUGUAAUCCAGAAUAUGACGCAAUAUUUUCAUUAACUGGAAUAGAUCGUACAUCAAGACAAUGUCAACGAGCAUUCAAAAGACAUGCAUUGAAAUGUCAAAUUUGGGCUAAAGGAUGCUCGCUGAAUCCCAUCCUGUGUUGUAUUAAUCCAAGAGGAUUUUUUAGAAGUGAUAGUCUUUUAGGUACAGUGACAGUGAAAUUACAACCCUUGGAAACUCAAUGUGUACUUCACGAUUCGUUUCCGUUAAUGGACGGAAGAAAACCAACAGGUGGAAAACUUGAGUUAAAAAUACGAUUGAGAAAUCCGAUUCUUACAAAACAAAUAGAAAAAAUUACAGACAAGUGGCUAAUUAUUGAUUACUAAUAUAAAAUAUUAUGGAUUUGUGAUUUGAAGUUUUCUUUGCUACUAAUAGCAUUAUUGAGGCCUUGGAAAUAUAACUAUUUAAUUAUAAUGUGAUAGAAA